GCCAUGAGGAGCAGGAGUAACUCGGGAGUCCGGCUGGACGGAUACGCCAGGCUGGUCCAGCAGACCAUCCUCUGCCACCAGAAUGCCGUGACGGGACUGCUUCCAGCCAGCUUCGAUCAGAAAGAUGCCUGGGUCCGAGACAACGUGUACAGCAUUUUGGCUGUGUGGGGACUGGGCCUGGCUUACCGGAAGAAUGCCGACCGUGAUGAGGACAAGGCGAAGGCCUAUGAACUGGAACAGAGUGUAGUGAAGCUGAUGAGAGGAUUGCUGCAGUGCAUGAUCAGACAGGUGGACAAAGUGGAGUCCUUCAAAUACAGUCAGAGCACCAAGGACAGUCUGCAUGCUAAGUACAACACCAAGACCUGUGCCACCGUGGUGGGAGAUGACCAGUGGGGACACCUCCAGUUAGACGCUACCUCUAUUUACCUUCUCUUCCUGGCCCAAAUGACCGCUUCAGGGCUCCAUAUCAUCCACAGCCUGGAUGAAGUGAACUUCAUACAGAACCUGGUGUUUUAUAUAGAAGCGGCUUACAAAACAGCUGACUUUGGGAUUUGGGAACGCGGAGACAAGACCAACCAGGGGAUCUCAGAGCUGAAUGCCAGCUCGGUUGGCAUGGCAAAGGCAGCACUGGAAGCUUUGGAUGAGCUGAACCUGUUUGGCGUGAAAGGCGGUCCUCAGUCAGUGAUCCACGUCCUGUCUGACGAAGUACAGCACUGCCAGUCCAUCCUUCACUCAAUCCUGCCCCGGGCUUCAACAUCCAAAGAGGUUGAUGCAAGUGUCCUAUCAGUCAUCUCUUUCCCGGCAUUCGCAGUAGAAGAUAUCCAGUUGGUGGAAAUAACCAAACAGGAAAUCGUAUCCAAGCUCCAGGGCCGUUAUGGCUGCUGCCGCUUUCUCCGAGAUGGGUACAAAACUCCUAAAGAGGAUCCUAAUCGUCUGUAUUAUGAACCUGCUGAACUGAAGCUGUUUGAGAACAUUGAGUGUGAAUGGCCCUUGUUUUGGACGUAUUUUAUCCUGGACGGGGUCUUCAGUGGCAACGCAGAGCAGGUUCAGGAGUACAGGGAGGCACUCGAAGGUGUUCUCAUCAAGGGCAAGAACGGACUUCACCUCUUACCAGAGCUCUACAGCGUUCCUCCGGAAAAGGUGGAUGAGGAGUAUCAGAACCCCCAUUCUGUGGAUCGAGUGCCCAAGGGCAAGCUCCCGCACAUGUGGGGUCAAUCCCUCUACAUCCUGGGGAGCCUGAUGGCCGAGGGAUUUCUAGCCCCCGGUGAAAUUGACCCCCUGAAUCGCAGAUUUUCGACCGUCCCCAAACCAGAUGUGGUGGUCCAAGUGUCCAUUCUAGCCGAGUCGGAGGAGAUCAAGGCCAUCUUGAAGAAGCACGACUUGGAGGUGGAGACGAUUGCGGAUGUGUAUCCCAUCCGGGUACAGCCGGCUCGAAUUCUCAGCCACAUUUACGCCAGCCUGGGCCGCAACAAUAGGAUGAACCUGAGCGGAAGACCUUACCGGAACAUGGGAGUCCUUGGGACGUCCAAACUGUACGACAUCCGAAAGACCAUCUUUGCCUUCACUCCACAGUUUAUAGACCAGCAGCAGUUCUACCUGGCGCUCGACAACAAGAUGAUCGUGGAGAUGCUCCGCACAGACCUCUCCUACCUCUGUAGCCGCUGGAGAAUGACCGGGCGGCCCACCAUCACCUUCCCAAUUUCCCACACCAUGCUUGAUAAAUCUGGAACUGCUUUAAAUUCAGCAGUCCUGGCUACCCUGAGGAAAAUGCAGGAUGGGUACUUUGGCGGGGCAAGGGUUCAAACAGGUAAGUUGUCGGAGUUCUUGACGACUUCCUGCUGUACACACCUGAGCUUCAUGGAUCCUGCGCAAGAGGGAAAGCUGUACGAUGACAACUUUGAGGACAACUACGGUGGCUUAGAUUCUGAGGACUGGCUGAAUGACUUUGACUCCAUUGAUAAAGCUCACUCUGGUGACGAAAUUGCUCGGUACUUAGAUCACCUUUUGGAACACACUGCUCCCAGGCCCAAACUGCCCCCCAAAGCCCAGAAGGGAGGGCUGAAUCGUUUCCGAGCUGCCGUGCAAACCACCCGUGACUUCAUGUCCUUGGUGACCCAGGCCAAGAACCUGCAUGUACAGAAUGUUCACAUGUAUCUUCCUACAAAGUUAUUUCAGGCUUCCCAGCCUUCGUUGAACUUACUGGAUUUCCCACAACCUGCUUCCACGGAUGAACAGGCUCCCUCUGUCCGUGUGGAAAUGCACCUUCCCAGAGACCAGUCUGGAGAAGUGGACUUCAGGGCUUUAGCCAAUCAGCUGCGAGAUUGCCCGAGUUUACAAGACCAGGCCGACAUCCUCUACAUGCUCUACGCCAUGAAGGGUCCCGACUGGGAUACCGAGAUCUACGACGAAGGGGGAGCCACGGUCAGAGAGCUCCUCGUUGAGCUGUACGGCAAGGUGGGAGACAGUCGCCAAUGGGGCCUGAUCCGCUACAUCUCUGGGAUCCUGAGGAAGAAGGUGGAAGCCCUUGAUGAGGCCUGCACCGACCUCCUUUCGCAUCAGAAGCACCUGACGGUGGGACUGCCUCCAGAGCCUCGUGAGAAGACCAUUUCGGCCCCCCUGCCCUACGAAGAGCUCACUCAACUGAUCGAUGAAGCCAGUGAGAACAACAUGAGGAUCUCAAUCCUUACGCAGGAGAUAAUGGUGUACCUGGCCAUGUAUAUGAGAACCCAGCCCACCCUGUUCGCCGAGAUGUUUCGGCUCCGGAUUGGUCUGAUCAUACAAGUUAUGGCCACGGAGCUGGCCCAGUCCCUCCGCUGCUCAGCUGAAGAAGCCACCGAGAGCCUGAUGAAUCUCAGCCCUUCGGCCAUGAAGAACCUUCUACAUCACAUUCUCAGUGGCAAAGAGUUUGGGGUGGAGAGAAGCGUGCAUCCCCUGGAUUCGUACACCAGUCCGGCCAUUUCCAUCCACGAGGUAGGUGCCGUAGGCGCCACGAAGACUGAGCGGACGGGCAUCAUGCAGCUGAAGAGCGAGAUAAAGCAGGUGGAAUUGCGGAGACUGUCUGUCUCGACUGAGAGUCAGCCCUGCGGCGGGCCGACUCUCAGUCUAGAUUCGACAUCCCCGGCUUUGCUGACACCAGGGAACUCCAUGACCCCCAGCGGCGGAUCCUUCGCGAGCGCCUACGGAGACCAGAUAGCCAAGGACAGUCGUCAGGGGCAGUGGCAACGGCGGAGGCGUUUGGAUGGAGCCCUCAACAGAGUCCCCGUUGGAUUUUAUCAAAAAGUCUGGAAGGUUUUGCAAAAGUGCCACGGGCUCUCUGUGGAAGGCUUCGUGCUGCCGUCUUCAACCACCAGAGAGAUGACCCCAGGGGAGAUCAAGUUCUCCGUUCACGUCGAGUCGGUUCUCAACCGGGUGCCUCAGCCGGAAUACCGGCAACUUCUGGUGGAAGCCAUCCUCGUCAUCACCAUGCUGGCGGACAUUGAAAUCCACAGCAUCGGGAGUAUUAUUGCCGUGGAAAAGAUCGUGCAUAUAGCCAAUGACUUGUUUCUGCAAGAACAGAAAACCCUCGGGGCCGACGACACCCUGUUGGCGAAGGAUCCCUCCUCGGGCAUCUGCGUUCUGCUGUAUGACAGUGCGCCCAGCGGCCGAUUCGGCACCAUGACCUACCUCUCCAAAGCCGCGGCCACCUACAUUCAGGAGUUCCUGCCCAACAGCACAUGUAGCAUGCAGUGAGGGCUGCCUUCCCAGGCUUCGAUGCUUUCUAGUACGACUCCCCAAGCGCCCUCCUCCCCGUCGACCCGGGUUGCUCGUCGGAAGGGCCUCCGAUCGGACGGUCUCGCCCGGACUGCACAUUCCUUUCUCGGAACAGAAGUUUUAUGGCCUGAGCACUUGCCCCCCACCCCGACCACUUCCUCCACCAGAAGACAGAACCCUUCUUCUCGAAUAGCUGCUCGUGAACACGGUUCUGCGGAGAAAGGUUCUCCAGGUGCCUAGAAAUGGACGGUGAAGCUAAGCGAUUCGUUGGUGGCCUUAUUUCUUCAGGUUGGCUUGGAAGUGGGUGUGUUUUUGUUUGAUUUUUUUUUUUUUUUUAAUCUAUUGCCAACUCACUUUUCCCAGCAUCAGAGCUCCUGUUCUGAAGCAGGAGCGGCUUUUAAUAUUAACUUAUUCUUAACUCCUUUCCCCCCAGCCUUGAGUGUGAUUUAGAAGUCUGUGAGCGUGUGUGUGUGUGUGAGUGAGUGAAGGGGGGUGUCCCUAAAGUGUCGAGUCUCCGAUUUGUUGGUUUUGGGGACGAGGUUUUGAAAAUUGAUAGCAACUCCAAGUGCCUGUUAUCGGAGGAGGAGUGGAAACGGCCCGACCUUCCAGCUUCCUUCUUUCCUUCCCUGCGGCCUUAUGCCAUCCUGAGGAAUGAGACUGUGACCUGCCCAUUCUGGAUUCAUUCCCACAAUCUUUUGGAAUUUGCAUGGCACACACCGCCUCUCCUCCGCUCUCCUCAACCCCCAACCCAGUGCCCGCAUACUUCCCCAUCUCUCUUUUCAGGAAAAUAUUCAACUAUGGCCAGUAUGGUUUUUUGAAGGCAUCUGUGCCUUACCUUGAAGCCUACAGCCCUUUUCUUGAGAACAAAAAAUACAGGGGCUUUCCCCUACAUGAAAGGAAAUGUGGUUUGUUUUGGUUUUUGGAUUUUUUUCCAGAACGAUGAGGCCCCCUCUAGAAAGACCCUAGUGAAUCUCCUUGCUUGUAGUGGGAUGAGAACAGGAUUCUGGGUGGUUGUGGGGUAUUUUUUUCUUUUUUUGGUCCAGUAAGCAGCUAGUAGCACCCUGGGGUGUGGAGUGAGUCAGGUUUUCUGAGAUUCCUCCCUUAAGCUCUGCCAUUGCUCCAAACCUUCCAGGGCCCAUUCAAUCAUUCUUCUAGACUGUGAGCCUGUUGUUGGGUAGGGACCGUCUCUAUACGUUGCCAACUUAUACUUCCCAAGCACUUAGUACAGCGCUCUGCACACAGUAAGCGCUCAAUAGAUACGAUUGAAUGAAUUCAUUAGUAUUUAUUGAGCGCCUGCUCAAUAAGCGAUUCGUUGUUGGCCUUAUUUCUUCAGGUUGGCUUGGAAGUGGGUGUGUGUUUUGUUUGAUUUAAAAAAAAAAAUCGAUUGCCAACUCACUUUUCCCAGCAUCAGAGCUCCUGUUCUGAAGCAGGAGCAGCUUUUAAUAUUAACUUAAAAGCCUGCUGUGUGCAGAACAGUGUACUAUUCAUUCAUUCACUCAUUGUACUAGGCACCUAAGCAUACAGUAAACCUGGAAGGACACCGUACCUGUCCUGGAGGAGCUUACGGUCUACACCCGUGGAAUGGCGUGCUGCUGGGGGAAACUACCACCUUGCAGUUGCCCGUGGGGCCUGCUGGUAGUUGUAAAGCCAGUAGCCCGAGGUGGAGGGAGGAGCGGUCCAUGGGGGCAUUUACCCCAGUUGACGGAUUCAAGCUAAUCACCCCUGUUGCACGGCCCUUUGGGCCAAAACUCCUGAAGCAGGGAUGGAGAAGAGGAGGCCGGGGUGAAGGACUUAGUACAGUCAAGCGCUUAGUACAGUGCUCUGCACAUAGUAAGCGCUCAAUAAAUACGAUUGAUGAUGAUGACUGAACCAACCCACCCGGCCCACGGGUGGCUUUUUCUAGUCCGCCCAACCUCAGCCGGUUCCGUUCCGAUCGGGCCAGGCUGCACGCUUACCUCCGUCAGAAGUAUUUACCACCACUCAGCGGUAUCGGGUGAGCCUUUAUUAAGUAAAACGACUUCCGUUCUGCACGGUAUCAGAAAGCUACUGCUUUCAUUAACCGACUCGCAGGACGGGAAGGCCACGUGGAUACGGUUAGGUAGUUUUCGGACUGGCAGUAGGCUUGCCUCUGAACAAACUCGGCUUACAAGUAGCGGAGCUCGCAAUUUCCCUGGGCUAGUUGGUAGUUCUGUGAUCUCUGCGGACCCUCUGAAUGGAGUGAAAAUUCCCCCCCUUUUUUUUGGUCCCGUGUUUGGCUAUGCAGUAGUGUAGCUGGAACAAAGGUGGGCUUUUCUGAUGUAGUUUGCAGGUGGAAAAAGCCACUAACCUGUCAUCGUACUGACACUGGUCUCUGCAUUGCUCGAGUUUCCCUCAUUUGCACUUCGACCGCGAGGCCUCCAUGAAGCACUAUUUAGCCGUCCAUCUUUUAAUGUCACUUCCUAAAAUCCAGUGUGUGUGUGUAGUUUGAAGUGUGUGGAGCUGAAAGCGCAUGUAGUUUGUGCUGCUUUUUAAAAAAGUUGAAUAUAUUUUGAAGGGUGGAAACAAAAUAAAACGGUUGCGUUAUGUCUGUCUUGUUAA
Molecule: messenger RNA, 6327 nt
Organism: Tachyglossus aculeatus (Australian echidna)
Lineage: Eukaryota; Metazoa; Chordata; Mammalia; Monotremata; Tachyglossidae
Gene: PHKA1
Product: phosphorylase kinase regulatory subunit alpha 1
Exons: 33
Coding region: 4-3729 (1241 amino acids)
Biological process (GO): glycogen metabolic process
Cellular component (GO): phosphorylase kinase complex
Molecular function (GO): calmodulin binding
Source: RefSeq, a predicted model, not a curated record